AUGAACGAAGAAGUUAAUCCAAAGGCAUUCCCACUUGCUGACGCACAAUUGACCAGCAAGAUUAUGAAUCUUUUGCAGCAGGCUCUUAACUGCAAUCAAUUACGUAAAGAUGCCAAUAACACUACCAAAAUUCUUAAUCGUGGAUUAGCUGAUAUUAUUGUUAUGGCUGCUGAUGCGAAGCCCAUUGAAAUUAUAUUGCAUUUGCCAUUCGUUCGCUCAAAGCAAGCUCUUGUUAGGGCAUGUGGUGUUUCGAAGCCAAUUUUCUCGUAUUCGGUGGCAACAAACGAAGGGUCUCAACUGAAGUCGCAAAUUACUUCGAUUCAACAAGAAAUCGAAAGGCUUUUACUUUAA
Molecule: messenger RNA, 351 nt
Organism: Eupeodes corollae
Lineage: Eukaryota; Metazoa; Arthropoda; Insecta; Diptera; Syrphidae
Product: NHP2-like protein 1 homolog
Exons: 1
Coding region: 1-351 (116 amino acids)
Biological process (GO): maturation of SSU-rRNA; mRNA splicing, via spliceosome
Cellular component (GO): U4/U6 x U5 tri-snRNP complex; box C/D methylation guide snoRNP complex; precatalytic spliceosome
Molecular function (GO): RNA binding
Source: RefSeq, a predicted model, not a curated record